Nelumbo nucifera (sacred lotus) is the source of this 2217-nucleotide messenger RNA. Its product is annotated as sulfhydryl oxidase 2-like. Gene Ontology annotation, molecular function: flavin-dependent sulfhydryl oxidase activity; protein disulfide isomerase activity. NCBI's taxonomy places the organism in Eukaryota, Viridiplantae, Streptophyta, Magnoliopsida, Proteales, Nelumbonaceae. Gene Ontology annotation, biological process: protein folding. The record is from RefSeq and is a predicted model, not a curated record. Gene Ontology annotation, cellular component: Golgi membrane.
CCCGGGUGAUUAUUACUCAUGGAAAACAACGGAUCCCCCUUUGAAGUUUCAACCUUCAACCUUCAAAACCUACGCAGGCGUUUGUCAGUCUUUCGACCUAAAAGAAAUCAGGCUAAAAAUUCCGUAGAAGCUUAUAUUUGAUUCUUCAGUUCUCUUCCGUCAACGGCGUUACUCAAAACCCUAAUUCGAUCAAAAGUUUUCCUCUAAGCCACUAGCAAAGCUUCUUCGUGUACCAGUCUAUUAUCGACCGGAUUUUUACUAUGUCUUCAAUUCUUUUGCUUUUGCUUCUACUUUAUUUCAGCUUCGGAGUAUCAUCUAUUUCUAUCGGAUCUCGGUCGAUUCUUCGCUCUCUUGGUGAUCCUGAUCCUCCCGAUGCCGCAGUAGAUUUGAAUAUCACUAAUUUCGAUAAAGUUCUCAGGGACUCUCCGGCUUCGUUCGCCGUCGUUGAAUUCUUCGCUCAUUGGUGUCCUGCUUGUAGAAAUUACAAGCCUCAUUAUGAAAGGGUUGCGAGGGUUUUUAAUGGACCUGAUGCUGCACAUCCGGGUAUUGUACUCAUGGCAAGGGUAGAUUGUGCAUUGAAGAUAAAUACAAAGCUCUGCGACAGGUUUUCAGUUGGUCAUUAUCCUAUGCUACUUUGGGGGGCCCCUUCUAAAUUUUCUUCUGGUGGUUGGGAACCCAACAAGGAAAAAAGUGAAAUACAUGCCAUAGAUGAUGGACGCACUUCUGAGCGCUUGCUUUCUUGGAUUAAUAAGAAAAUUGGAAGUUCAUAUGGUUUGGAUGAUGAGAAAUAUGAAAAUGAGCAUCUUCCACUAAAUGCAUCAGACCCUGGACAGAUUUUACGAGCUUUGUAUGAUGUUGAGGAGGCAACUUGGAGUUCCUUUGAUAUCAUCUUUGAACACAAGAUGAUUAAGUCGGAGACUCGGGCCCCACUUAUAAGGUUCCUUCAACUCUUGGCGGCUCAUCAUCCUUCUAGGAGGUGCCGAAAGGGAAGUGCAGAAAUUCUUAUGAAUUUUGAUGACUUAUGGCCUUCGGAUCUGUGGUCUCCCUAUUCAGAAAAUAGUGCCAUUUCUCAUGAAAAUAAUUCACUUAAGAGUUUCCAUAUUUGUGGAAAAGAAGUUCCUCGUGGAUAUUGGAUCUUUUGUCGUGGCAGCAAGAAUGACACAAGGGGCUUUAGCUGUGGGUUAUGGAUUCUAUUACAUUCGCUCUCUGUAAGGCUGGAAGAUGGAGAAAGCCACUUGGCAUUUACAGCAAUAUGUGAUUUCAUUCACAACUUUUUCAUUUGCGAGGAGUGCCGCAAGCAUUUCUACGACAUGUGUUCAACUGUUUCUCGUCCCUUCAAUAAGACAAGUGAUUUUGUCCUGUGGUUAUGGGAGGCACACAACAAAGUAAACAAGAGGCUAAAAAAGGAAGAGGCAUCUAUGGGAACAGGUGACCCAAAAUUCCCAAAGAUGAUUUGGCCACCAAAGCAGCUCUGCCCAUCUUGCUAUCACCCCAUAAGAAAGAAAGAUGAUGGCACCAGUCAGACUGAAUGGAACUUAGAUGAGGUGUCCAAGUUCUUGGUUGGCUAUUAUGGAAAUAUGCUUGUAUCUUCGUACAAAGACAAGGUUCUCCUUGGGCUUAACGGGAGCAAGAAUUCUUUAGUUGAUGAUAUGGUGGCCUCGACGAAUGCAGUUGCCGUGCCUGUUGGAGCUGCUUUGGCAAUUGCUGUUGCCAGUUGUGCAUUUGGAGCGCUUGCUUGGUUCUGGCGUUCCCACCAGAAGAACCGGAAGCCAAGGAGGAAGUGAAGUUGGGAUUAUUCCGGAUCAAUCCAGGCAUUGCCAUUAAGGUGCAUAGCGUGGUUCCUCUGGGCUCUUAUCUUAAUACACAUAAGGUUUAACUGAAGCCACAUACUGCCUGCUCGAGCUCCACCUACAGACUUAUUAUUCCUUUUUCUUUUACUAGUUAAUGGCAUGUACAUAUGCACUUCGUAACCAUGAUUUUUCUCGUUAGCAUUUCAUAAUCAUAAUUCCAAAAUUGCCAGUCAACUAAGAUUGUGGUAACUUUCUCUUUCAUUUAGUUAUCUUUUAUACAUUGCUUGCCUUCAUUUAACUUUGCAAACCUUGUAACUUGUAAGAGAGAUUGCUACUGUUAGCCAUUAGACCUCACACAGUGAAUUUUUGCUUCUUGUUACAUUAACAUGGGAAUUAAAGUUUAUGAUCAAGGUUCAAAUUAUUGAUA